Messenger RNA from Oncorhynchus mykiss (rainbow trout), 3448 nucleotides. Its product is annotated as guanine nucleotide-binding protein G(s) subunit alpha. Gene Ontology annotation, biological process: adenylate cyclase-activating dopamine receptor signaling pathway; sensory perception of chemical stimulus. Gene Ontology annotation, cellular component: cytoplasm; heterotrimeric G-protein complex. The record is from RefSeq and is a predicted model, not a curated record. Gene Ontology annotation, molecular function: mu-type opioid receptor binding; corticotropin-releasing hormone receptor 1 binding; ionotropic glutamate receptor binding. Lineage: Eukaryota; Metazoa; Chordata; Actinopteri; Salmoniformes; Salmonidae.
AUUUCGCCAUGCUGACGUUCUGUGGAGUCAUGUGAUGAAGCGCUGGUCCUUCCCAGGGUUCACUGAGCGCCGUUUGCCCCACCCCAUCUAUCUCAUAUACUGUUCCCGAAGAGAACAUUUAUACCUUCAAGAAUUGCUUAUACGCGUGUUUAAUCGUCUUCCACGACCAGUCCAGGAGGGAACUGUCUUCAUAGUGGAAUGUGUUAGUGCAACACGCGUCAUAUUUAUGAAUGUAUAUGCACAUGUAAACUCUACCAUUCGAGUUCAGAAGGAAUAUAAAACAGACUGACAGCGGGCUAUACCUGCAAGGAACGGGACAAUUCGAAUGAUUUUCGUGUUUUCGUCAUGUUUAGAAGAAUCAGAACCCAUUUAAGAAUUUAUUGGGGGCUAUCUGAGCGCUAUUAGGAGCCUUGCUGAUGUGAGGAGGGAUACAAAUUUCGGCAACAAAAGAAAAGACAGCGAAGGGCCUUUGGAUUGAGAAAAACCAGCAAGGAACAGCCAUCACAGAAACGGGGGAAAAUCACGAAAAUUGAAUUAUUUUGGGGAUCUAAACUGAACCGGACUCACCGUUUAGAUCGAGGAUCAUAUUGUGGAUAUAAAAAUGAGUUAAAUGAAGACGGAAGCAAGGGAAAUAUUACACAUGUAGUUCGUUAAGUGUAAAUAUAUAUAUAUUUUUCCUCCAGUCUACAGUCUCUGCGCGUAGAAAGGCCGCAGGAAAUACGCCUUUUCCCAAAGAGAUGUUUAUUCUAACCCGUGUCAAAAAAGAUCCGGGUCAAAUUUUACAGUCGCGUUUUUGUGCUAUGCCGAUUUUCGGUCUCUGUCACAGGCAACAGUGAGACGUGAGACCCGUGCCGUUCGUGGGCUGAAAAUAGGCUUUUUAUCCUCUCUUCAAUUGAAUGUGAGCGAGGCAAAACCCUCAAUCAACCUUUAAACCUGUGGAUGGUCAUCUAUAUCGGCAUAUAAAAGCUGUACGUGAAGAAGGAAAAAGCCUAAUAGAAUUGACCAAACUGAGAGGACGGCCUGGGUAUCGUCAUCAACAGUCUCCUGCCCUCUUUGACAGUAAUAUCAGUUGAAAAAGACGCAUUAUAUACACACAUACUUACAAACGCAAUAGGACAACGUUUUAAAACAGGCGUUAGUUCGACGUAACAUUAAACCACAGCCUGUAUACAUGUCGUUAAUAUUCGGCUCAAUUCCGUCGGUCAACCGAGAGAUCUAGGUUAGUUAUUUUUCUUCUUCACCUUCCCCCGGACCCACUUUCUUGCGGGAAGAUGGGUUGUUUGGGCAACAGUAAGACUGAAGAUCAGCGAAAUGAGGAGAAGGUACAAAGAGAAGCCAACAAAAAGAUAGAGAAACAGCUUCAGAAGGACAAGCAGCUAUAUAGAGCAACUCACAGGCUACUACUUUUAGGGGCUGGUGAGUCAGGGAAGAGCACCAUAGUGAAGCAGAUGCGAAUCCUCCAUGUGAAUGGCUUCAAUGCAGAAGAGAAGAAGCAGAAGAUUCACGACAUCAAGAAUAAUAUUAAAGAAGCUAUUGAGACCAUAGUAGCGGCUAUGAGUACACUGACGCCUCCCGUUCAGCUCGCCAGUCCACACAACCAAUGCCGGAUCGAAUAUGUCCUCAAUUUAGUCAGUCAGAAGGACUAUGAAUUCACAUCUGAGUUUUAUGAGAAUGCGAAGACUCUCUGGCAGGACGAGGGCGUGAGGGUGUGUUUUGAGAGAUCCAAUGAGUACCAGCUGAUCGACUGUGCGCAGUACUUUCUAGACAAGAUUGAUAUUGUGAAGCAGAGUGACUACACUCCCACUGAUCAGGACCUACUGAGAUGCCGAGUGCUCACCUCUGGGAUCUUUGAAACCAGAUUUCAGGUGGACAAAGUAAAUUUCCACAUGUUUGAUGUUGGUGGGCAAAGGGAUGAACGUCGGAAAUGGAUCCAGUGCUUUAAUGAUGUAACAGCCAUUAUUUUCGUGGUGGCCAGUAGCAGCUACAACAUGGUGAUCCGGGAGGACAAUCAGACCAACCGUUUACAGGAGGCUCUCAAUCUAUUCAAGAACAUUUGGAACAACAGGUGGCUGCGGACCAUUUCUGUCAUCCUAUUCCUCAACAAACAGGACCUGCUAGCGGAGAAGGUGUUGGCUGGGAAAUCAAAAAUCGAAGAGUAUUUCCCAGAGUUUGCACGCUACACCACACCGGAUGAUGUCUCUCACGCUUCUAUAGCAACACCGGAAGCAGGGGAGGAUCCGCGUGUCACGAGGGCAAAGUACUUCAUACGAGAUGAGUUCCUGAGGAUCAGCACAGCCAGCGGAGAUGGCAGGCACUAUUGUUACCCCCAUUUUACCUGCGCCGUCGACACGGAAAACAUCCGCCGGGUCUUCAACGACUGUCGGGACAUCAUUCAGCGGAUGCACCUUCGGCAGUACGAGCUCUUGUGAUGGGAGGGGACUGCAACACAGACUCGGAACCCCGACCUCCGGUCCCUCCCUGACCCCCACUCCCGAUUCCCUGAAACCCACCCCUGUCGCCCUGACUCUGUGUGCUCUUGGGGACUCCUGAAGUCAAACUAGACAUGAGAGCUACAGCGCAACAUGGAAAUUGCUAUUGAAAUACUGCAAAACACAGAAUACAUCCAAGCCAGAUCAGCUGAACUCCACAGCAUUUUAGCACUGUGCUCAAGACUUGAACCCAUUUCACCACACACACACACACGGGCGCGAGUACGCACACUGACAUGGCACCGGGCUGUCUUUCUUUCACAACCUCCGUUCAUAUUUUGACACACACACAGACACACUCUUAGGCACACUUAAUCUCAGUUUACCCAUAACUGCUUGCAUACAGAAAAAUAACCCCACACGCUUUUACUCGACUGCAUGGUCACUGGUCCUGAACUGAGCAAGUCCUGAGUCUUAGCUGCUUGCUGGCUGCAGCCACAGAUUGACUGGCUCAGUGUUUUCAAUGAAUCACAGCCAAGAUACCUACCAGGAGCAAUUUCAAUGACGGACAAUGAACCAGAGAAGCAUCAUGGUGAGCGGGGUUUGGGGGAAGGGAAUAUUUAUGUGAAUAUGGUGGAGCUUGGACACCAUGACACCCACAGGAUUGUCACAUGACUUUGCCUUGUCGGUACAGCAGCGGAAGGAGAAAGGCCAACGUUCACAGAACUCAACGGAGUGCAAAGCCCAUAUACAGUACAGUACCAUAUAAGUUAAGAGAAGUCUGAUCAGCCCCGUUUCUGUCUCCACGAUUUGUUUUGUCUGUGUAGACUGUUGUGCCAUUGUGCCCUGUGCGCUCUCUCACACACACACUCUCUCUCUCGCCUCUUUCACUCCUCCCUAUCCUCUCUUAACUUCACCACAUACCAUGCACUGUUACUUUACUGGCAAUGCUCUUUGUUAUGUUUUUAAAGAAAAAAUAUCCUGAAAUUAAAAAAAGAGGAAGAUAACGAUAAAUGGGA